AGGCGGAGCCGGCCCGCCCGUAUUUAUGCUGAGCCCCGCCAGGAGCGGCGCCGUAAGUGUGGGGCGGAAGCGCCCGGCACCGCGUUCCUCCCGCCCGGGCGCAGGCGACGAGGAUGAGCCAAAGAGACACCCUGGUGCAUCUCUUUGCCGGCGGAUGUGGAGGUACUGUUGGUGCAAUUCUGACAUGUCCACUGGAAGUUGUAAAAACACGCCUGCAGUCCUCCUCUGUGACUCUGUACAUCUCUGAAGUUCAUCUCAACACUCUGAAUGGUGCUACUGUCAACCGAGUAGCCAGAGUUUCUCCUGGACCUCUCCACUGUCUGAAGAUGAUCUUGCAAAAUGAAGGUCCUCGUUCUCUGUUCAGAGGGCUGGGUCCUAAUUUAGUUGGCGUUGCUCCUUCCAGAGCAAUAUAUUUUGCUGCUUACUCAAAUUGCAAGGAAAAGUUGAACAAUAUUUUCAAUCCAGAUUCUACCCAGGUACACAUGAUGUCAGCUGGUGUGGCAGGCUUUACUGCGAUCACAACAACUAAUCCCAUUUGGUUGGUGAAGACACGAUUACAGCUUGAUGCAAGGAAUCGUGGAGAAAAGCGAAUGAGCGCAUUUGAGUGUGCCCGCAAAGUUUAUCGCUUGGAUGGCUUUAGAGGCUUUUACCGGGGAAUGUCUGCGUCCUACGCUGGCAUAUCUGAGACUGUUAUUCACUUUGUCAUUUAUGAGAGUAUUAAGAAAAGAUUACUGGAAUAUAAGACUGCUGGUGCCAUGGACAAUGAGGAAGAUUCGGUAAAAGAAGCAUCGGACUUUGUUCGAAUGAUGAUGGCUGCUGCCACUUCCAAAACGUGUGCAACAUCAAUAGCAUAUCCCCAUGAGGUUGUACGAACAAGACUAAGAGAAGAGGGAACAAAAUACAGAUCUUUCUUCCAGACACUGUCUUUGCUGGUGCGAGAGGAAGGGUACGGCGCCCUGUACCGAGGGCUGACUACACACCUGAUCAGACAGAUCCCAAACACGGCUAUCAUGAUGUCCACCUAUGAAGUUGUAGUCUACUUACUUGAUGGAUAGCAGUGUGCCAAGGUGGAAGAAGGUGGAAGACUGAAGGACUGGAGUGGACCACUGAAUGUCAAUGCCAAUGUGGUGGGCUAAAGGAGCGUUGUAUUGGGAGCAAGCAACUGUGGAUGAAACAGAAGGUUGAUUGUGGGCAACUCUGAAUAAUUUUGCUGCCUUUAUUGUGUGGUCUCAUGUCAAUGUGACAAAUGGGAACUGGCCCUUAGGGAAUGCCUUCAUACAUCUCUUAAUUCAGAAUUAUUCUUUUCUUCUCAUCUGUUAAACUAGACAAAGCCAUUGAGUCAUCUUCAGAGACCUGAUGGGUGAGGGAGGGGACAUGAAAUAUGUUGCUGGGCAGUCCUAUUACCUUCUCUUAGUGAUUGCUCUCAGCUACAUCAUUUUUGUUCUGUUUUACUGAAUGGUAACCUGUUGGAGGAAUGGGCAAGAGAGUACUUUCAUAGCUUUCUAUACCUGAAACUUCCAUUUAGUUGCUCUGAAGAUUCAUAGAGAGACUGAGGUAGUGUGGUAAGUGUGUGAAGUUUUUCAUGUUGCUACCUCAAGACAAAAUAAGGUGCAGGGACCCAGAACAGUUAUUUCUUCACUACAAAAGGUGAUACCUGUUGUAGCUUUUUGGUUUGGAUUUUUUUGUUUUGUUUUUUCUUUGGUGUUUGAGCAGUGUUGUGGGUUAAUGAGAGAGAGUCUGAUUGUUCAACUCUUCAGGUUAUUGGUCUGUUCAUGUUGGUGUAUGUGGACUUCUGGUCCUGCUGCAUCAUACUUUUCCUUUUCUGGAACUUCUCUUAAGUCAGAGAGGCCUAUGAAACAUUGUCCUGUAUCAUCAGUUUUCCUUGCCAAUAUGUUCAGGUCACUCACACAGCUAAGGAAGUUGCUGAAUGCCACUUUAUAGCCUUUUUAAGCAUUUGUAAUGUGAUGAGAAAUCUCAACUAGUCCAGCUUCCCAUUUGUGAAGACAGGAUUCACUUAGUUUCAUGCUGCCUGAGCACGAGCUGUAUUACCUGUAAGUAUCUGGCAAAUCCUGCCUUGGGUUACCAGUGUUUAUAUGGGAGUACUGGGGGAGAACACAUAUCACUGUGGCUAGGGUGACCAGAAGGCAGAAACCAGUUGAAGUUGUGAUAGAUCCUGUCAGUGCAGACAGGCUCUGUGCAGAAGGAUAGAGAAAUUGUAAAUAAUACUUUCUUGAAAGCAUUCCCCCUCAUAAAUGCUGUAUCACUUCUCUCAGCUUGAGCCUGUGUACUGGGCUAUAACCUUGGCCUCCACAUUGUCUGAUUAGUCAGGCAUUGGUUUUGUUCUGUAAGCCAAUUGCACAUUAAUGCCCUGCAUUCAGCAGUGAGGCUUAGCUGGUUUAUGCUGUCAUAAUUUACACAAUUUUCCAAAAUCAUACAACUGGAGUGUCAAGCAGUUUAAUGUUACAGGAAGUUUUACAGCUUUACAGACAGAUAUCUUCUCAGUCUGCAUCCACUGUCCUUAUGAGGAAGAUAAUUUAUAAGUUGGGGUCAAUAGCUUUCUCCAUAUAAAUGCUGCUACACUGGCAUGGACAGAACUGUGCUCUCAGCUCUUCCAGUGUGGUACUUCAGUACACUUGAACUGUGCAUCAUGUGCAAUGGCUUUAUUUUAUGAAUGACUUCUUAUGCACUUUGUGGCCUUCUUAGGGCUUAUGACUUUCUUCCUCUUACUGAUUAUCUGGAAUCAAACCAUGUCUGCAAUAUGCAGUUUGGUUUUAAACAAAGCAUGUGGUUUGAUUUCUGUGUAAGCUGUGCAGGAGUUUAUGCUGUAAAUCCAUAGCAUCUCUGUGGCACUGGUUCUGUAGGCUCUCUGUAAAACCUCAAAGCUUGCAGAACAAUCAGUCUGGGUUUUUCUCGUUUGCUUUCCUUUAUUUUGACCCUUGUCAUGUUUUCCAUACAGUGUCAAAGUAUUUGAGUAUUUAAUGUAAUUCUCUGUAUUAAUUGCUCAUCCUCUAAAAGCCACCCAUAGUAAGUACAUUGACCUUGCAGUGCUGUAUUGACUUCCCUGCUUGGAAGAUGUUCCCUUUUUAAAGACAGCAUGGUCCAAGGGUGACCAUGGUGAGCUUGAUUGUUUCAUAGAAGUGGAAAGAGUGCUUAAAUGUAUUUUAAAGUGGGCUUUUUCUAGUGGUCUCCCUAGGAAAAGACUGGAGUAUUCAUGACUGACCUAAGCCUUGAUGUGAUGCUUUUGUUCAGAUAAAUAAAUGCAGUA
Melospiza georgiana is the source of this 3265-nucleotide messenger RNA. It is a transcript of the gene SLC25A36, whose product is annotated as solute carrier family 25 member 36. Gene Ontology annotation, molecular function: pyrimidine nucleotide transmembrane transporter activity. Gene Ontology annotation, biological process: pyrimidine nucleotide import into mitochondrion. Gene Ontology annotation, cellular component: mitochondrion. The transcript has 7 exons. The record is from RefSeq and is a predicted model, not a curated record. The coding region runs from base 114 to 1055 and encodes 313 amino acids. Lineage: Eukaryota; Metazoa; Chordata; Aves; Passeriformes; Passerellidae.